Molecule: messenger RNA, 1107 nt
Organism: Hevea brasiliensis (rubber tree)
Lineage: Eukaryota; Viridiplantae; Streptophyta; Magnoliopsida; Malpighiales; Euphorbiaceae
Product: protein CHAPERONE-LIKE PROTEIN OF POR1, chloroplastic
Exons: 5
Coding region: 191-970 (259 amino acids)
Cellular component (GO): chloroplast membrane
Source: RefSeq, a predicted model, not a curated record
UAAAAAAAGUGGUUGGGGCCCACUGUUUUUCUGGGUGCAAUGUAGGCAAAUGCAAAAUCCUUGCAGAGCCGUCCCUUCCCUUUAGCUUCUGCAGCUGCCCGAGCUGGAACGUUCAUAGAUAGGGAGAGCUGCGAUUGUUACCAAGUCAGAAAAUUGCAAUUAGGGUUUUUAUCUGAAAAUUUUGUUAUCUAUGGCUUCCUUUAUCCUCUCUAACCCUACUAUUUCCUCUCCUUUCCUCCCCCAGAAACUCACUAAACAUGAGCAAAUUACUAGAAAUGCGACAACACUUUAUAGCCCUAUUUCAAGAAACACUAGAACCCUUUUAAGCGUUAAGUGUGCAGUGGAUGCACCUUAUGAAGGUAAUAUCCCAAAGUUUCCUCGAAUGAGUGUUUGGGAUCCUUAUAAGUGUCUUGGUAUCAGUCCAUAUGCUUCUGAGGAGGAAAUUUGGUCAUCACGGAAUUUUCUCUUAGAACAAUAUGCUGGACAUGAGAGAAGUGAAGAAUCGAUAGAGGCUGCUUUUGAGAAGCUGUUGAUGACCAGCUUUAAAGAAAGGAAGAAAACAAAAAUUAAUUUGAAAACCAGGCUAAAAAAGAAAGUGGAAGAGUCUCCACCUUGGGUUAAGGCUUUACUCAAUUUUGUGGAACUUCCUCCAGUUGAAGUUAUUUUUAGAAGAUUAUUCCUCUUUGCAUUCAUGGGUGGCUGGAGUAUCAUGAAUUCUGCUGAAGGUGGACCUGCUUUUCAGGUGGCAGUGUCUUUGGCAGCUUGCAUAUAUUUCCUCAAUGAGAAGACAAAGAACUUGGGCAGAGCUUUCAUUAUUGGCCUUGGAUCUCUUGCAGCUGGGUGGGUAUGCGGCUCAAUAUUUGUUCCCAUGAUUCCAACAGUUCUAAUACACCCAACUUGGACACUCGAACUCCUGACUUCAUUGGUAGCAUAUCUUUUCAUGUUUGUGGCAUGUACUUUUCUCAAGUGAACUCACAACUACUUGUCACUAAUGCUGGGAAUUGUACUCAAGUUAACUGCAUUUCUAUUUUUAUUUUAAUUCUCCUGUUCUUUUAUAGAAUUUGAAUGCCAUGAAGUUGGGAAAUCUAUGAUGCACCUUUAACCUUA